AGUUGAUUUUUUAAUACGUACAGCCGUAGAUUAAAUACGCGACCCGUCGCCGCCACCGACAACCGUAAAUCCCGCGCUGCCGCACAGACGACCGCCGCGGAGACACCGUCCGUCGACGCACUGACCGACAGCAGCCGCCGCCGCCCGCAGCCAGGUGGUGCGUUUCGUUUACAAAACACACACACACAAUAACCCCGACGAACGAUAAUAAUUAUUAAAAUAUCGUGAUAAUUGACGCAAAAACUGUGCGUUAAUCAUUCGUUAUACAGUGUCCGGGGGGGUUGCCGCGUGUGUGUUUCGCCACUUUCGAUUUCUCCGACGAGACAUAAGACGCGUGUGCGUUCCGGAAAAACCGUUCCGCGUGCGCGUGUGUGUGUGUUCGUGUGCCAACAACGAGUGUGUGCAGUGCGCGUGUGUCUGUGCGCAUAGUGCAGCAAUUCGAAACCUAUAAACACGACAUAUAAUAUCGAAAAUUAAUAGAAAUAAAUAAUUCGCGUUUUAACCGUCGCGGGUUCCGUGUGAUGUGGUGAAUGUUCGCGCACGCAUAAUAUUUAUUAUAUACCAUGGCAGCAACGAUCGCAUCAGUCGAAACGGAACAGAUCAAGCAGGAGAUCGCCGUCGAAGAGAAACAGAGUGCCACCGCCGCCGCAGAGACCGCGACCGCGCCGUCGACCGUCGAACGAGAGUUCACCGAAGAGAUCGUAGCUCCGCUGCCCAACAUCAACAGCAGUAAGACGGCCCCGUUGCCGAUCGUCGGCAAAGCGUUCGACUUGAAGCGCGCCAGCGUGUCGUCCGUGGACAGCGACAUAUCGCUGUCGUACGACGCGGCGCCGUUUUACCCGCGCUCGUUGAGCCAGACCGGAGGCAUGUCGUCGGCCAACAACUCGAGCGGGUCGGGCACCGACGACGGUGGCCGUCACCACUCGGUCGCGUCCGUCGCGUCCGCCGCCGGCAUCAACAACACCGAUUCGUCCGAUUCGGCGUACGAGGGCGGCGGCCAGAACAAGUCCGGCGACGAGUCCACGCCGUUCGUGGCUCCCGACGAGGAGACCACCAAGCGCAUACUCGACCAGGUGGAGUUUUACUUCUCGGACGCGAACAUCGUCAAGGACGCGUUCCUGCUCAAGCACGUCCGCCGCAACAAGGAGGGAUACGUCUCCCUGAAGCUCAUCUCGUCGUUCAAGCGGGUGAAACACCUGGCCAAGGACUGGAGGGCCGUCGCGCACGCCAUCGCCCGGUCGGAGAAACUGGAGGUGAACGAAUCCGGAACGAAGCUCCGGCGCAAGGAGCCGCUGCCCGCGUACGACCAGACGACGCCGUCCCGGACCGUGGUGGCCAUCAACCUGGCCGAAGAGAAGCCGGUGACCAUCGAGACGGUGGCCGAGCUGUUCCGCGGCUGCGGCGAGAUCGCGUUGAUCCGCGUGCUCCGCCCCGGCAACCCCAUACCGUCGGACGUCCGUCAUUUCGUCAACAAGCAUCCGGAGAUGGGCAGCAACGUGAGCGCGCUGAUCGAGUUCGUGCGCACCGAGUCGGCUCACAACGCGAUGAGCAAAGACUGGUCGUCGGAAAAGGCCAAGGACGGACAGUCCAUGUGCGUGCUCGAGCUCAACGCCCCCGCGUCCAAGAAGAAGGCCACGGCGGCCGCCAAGAAGUCGCCGAUGAACCGGCUGUUCGACUCGGAGUACUCGUCGUCGUGCCAGAGCGGUUCCGAGGCGGAGGACAGGCAAAAGAUGCGCAUGCAGCGCAAGGUGUCGGCCAACACGCUCAUGCGGUCCGACUCGUCGUGGAACCAGCGCAGGUGGUCCAGGGACUCGGGAACCGACAGCUCCGCGUCCGGAUACUCGCGACGCGAUUCGUACGUGUUGCCGCCGCAACACCACGUCCAGCAGUCCGGCGAUUACGGCCACAACAGGCGUAUGUCGUCCGGUUGGGACUCGAGUUCGGAUAGCUAUUACUCGGGCCGAUCGCGUUCCAGCAGCGGCGUGUCCAUACCGGAAACGUUCGGCAUGCGCCGUUUCUCUUUGGCCAACAACCGCGGCCCGGAACAGCAGCAGCAGCAACCGUGCUGUUGUUGCGGCCACAACCAGCCGCCGCCGCAGCAGCAGCAACAGCCCAUGGCCAUGCGCAGACACUCGACACAGGACAACGGCCAUCACUACGACAUGAGGCGGUGCAGCAGCAGCAGCAGCAACAGCGGCGGCGAGAUGAUGAUGCGCAAGGACUCGACGUCGGACUUCUGUUGCGGCAGCCAACCGAGGGACGGAUUCCACAACUGGUCGCGCAAGAGCAGCUCGUCUUCGAUGGGCGAAGGGGGCAUGGGUCGUCGCCUGUCCGUCGACUCCGAUUCGUCGGGCGGCAGGGGACGCAGGCCCAGCCUGGGCCUGGUGACGCCCGACAACGUGGUGAGGAUGCCCAAGGGCCCGGACGGUUGCGGCAGCCGCGGUUUCCAGCGGGAACCGAUGAUGGAUUCCACUCUUUACGAAUAAACAGCUAGCUGAACGACGAAGACGCGCGAUGAUAAUUAAGAAUAAUAUUAUUAUCGGUUAAGAUUAUGGCUAUCAUUAUUAUUUAUUAUUGUUAAUUAUAAAAUAUAAUACAGCGACGAAGCGGAUUCAAAAGACCCGAAGCGAAGGAAAAAAAUUGCUAUCGAUCUAUAUAAUAAUAUAAUAUAAUAGGUACUUUUCAUAUCAGAUAUAGGUAUAUAUAUGAUUAGUUUUUUUUUUUUUUUUAAUUUAAGCGGUUUGGAUACUUAGGUACUUGUAAGAUAAAAAUGAAUUUAAGGAAUAAGGGCGACUUCCCUGCCUCGAUUUAUCGCGGCAGUAGGAUCCAUAUUAUAAUAUAUAAUUUAUUUUUAUGUCAUAAACAUUCAAUAGGUAAUACGUAUGUGUGUGAAUCGACCGAUAUCAUCGGCUGUACGAUUUUAUCUGUCGAAUCCCACGACGUAUUAUUUGCGUACGAGUAUUUUCUUAUUUUAUCGUUUAUACUUUGUAGAAGUCGAGCCGAUCGAGGUUUGGGUGCGAUUUAUACCCGCCUCGAUCUGACUUUCGAGAGCUUCAAUUCCGCGUUAAUUUAUUAUUUAUUUAAUAUUUAUUAUGUUGGCAACCAAUACCAUUUAUUCAUAUAUUUAUUUAUAUUCAUUAUUUAUUAAAAUUAUUCGCUCGAAAUUAAAAUAAUAAUAUUAAUCUAUUUAUACGAUACCAUUAUUAUUAUUCAAAUUGUCGAUGUAGGCAUUUAAUUUAUUAAGUUAUUAUUUUAUUGAUGUAUGAUACAUAUUAUGUUACCGCUAUAUUUGUAAGACCAUAUCGUAUUAGAGUAAUGACGUUUGGUUUAUUUAUUCAUAUUUAUUAUACAAAUAAACGUAAUAUAUAUUUAUAUACUCACAUAAAA
Messenger RNA from Aphis gossypii (cotton aphid), 3387 nucleotides. RefSeq lists its product as uncharacterized. Gene Ontology annotation, molecular function: mRNA binding. Gene Ontology annotation, biological process: RNA processing. Bases 564 to 2486 code for a protein of 640 amino acids. NCBI's taxonomy places the organism in Eukaryota, Metazoa, Arthropoda, Insecta, Hemiptera, Aphididae. Gene Ontology annotation, cellular component: nucleus. The transcript has a single exon. The record is from RefSeq and is a predicted model, not a curated record.